This is a messenger RNA of Colletotrichum tamarilloi, 558 nucleotides long. RefSeq lists its product as uncharacterized. The coding region runs from base 1 to 558 and encodes 185 amino acids. The transcript has a single exon. Lineage: Eukaryota; Fungi; Ascomycota; Sordariomycetes; Glomerellales; Glomerellaceae. The record is from RefSeq and is a predicted model, not a curated record.
AUGUAUGUCUUGAAUGCGGAUACGGUUGGCCGGACGAAACCUGGCGUCCGAGGACGCCGAACGGAUAGUUGCUUUCUUGUCUUGAAAGCUGGGUUCCAGGUGAAGCGAUUUGAUGUGACGGCUAGUAGAGGGAGUUUGUCUGAUGAUGAUGAUGAUGAUGGACUGCGACAUCCUUGGGUGGAGAGAAUGAGCGGACACGGAGGAGGGUUUGGGCGUCAUUGUAUCCCUCGUGAUAUAUUCCUGGCAUGUGAGACUAUAUGGCGAUUCAUCGUCUCCUCUUCAUCCCGAUACGCGGUUCACAUUCUCGACCAUGGCGGCCAGUCAGCUAUCAUGAUUGGCCUGACCGAAAAGAUCCAUCCGCUUCUUAGCCAGUCACUACACAACGAGAUCUCACCAGGGAGAAGUUACUUCAUUGGCGAGAGCGAUACUAAUCAAAAGAUGAGAUACCCAAAGUUAAGUCCAUCACGUUUCGGAGCGAUUAGCUUGAGGCUUAGCCUCCAACGAUAUGAGAUAACUGAAGGACCUGUUCCAAAAGUACCUCGGCCGGACGCCGAGUGA